CAUGGAGUGCCCUGAAGCGACGGAACGAGGCCGGAACUUUCGUCUGCUCGCUGAGAAAGAGCUGUUUCAACUCUUGGACUUCCUUACUGGCUACUUGCCCGAAUCCUUAAAGUUCCAUCAAACUUUGUUGACCUACAUACAAGACAGAGUAUGGGACUUUAAUUUCUAUGUAGCUAAUAACUGGCCCGACGACGCAAUCUGCUUACACUUCCCCGGAAUGACGUUAUCUCCACACGGUUUGAUGUUCGAGAGUGUGGGCGUCUUUUGUCCUAACGAUCGGCUGGAGCUGCUCACGUUAUUGAGAAACGAAGACAUUUUGAUCGACUGGUCGAAGCCACUGUACAUCAACUUCAUACAUCACGACAUUGCGGAAGAGUUAAUGCGCCUUUACGAAGGAACUGGGACUAUAGAGAGGGUAGUCGGAGAUGUCUUCAUGUGUGAGAAUCCUCAAAAUGCAGACAGUGCCGAGGAACCGAACGAAGACCCUGAUAUACAAGUUCGGCCAUUGAAGGCAGAACACGCCGAAGGAAUUUAUGAACUGUACCCUGCUAACGAUAUGGAGUGUCACGAGGUCUUUUUGCGGCUGAUCAGCACCCUCCCAGCGGCAGGAGUGUUCGCGAAAGAAAGCCUGGCAGCGUGGAUGGUUCAAUCUUAUUACGGGGCGAUGUUCUCCAUGCAGACGAAACCAGAAUACAGAAGAAAGGGCUACGGUACAAAAUUGGCAAGGUAUUUGACGCAGAGAGUCGCCGAAAGAGGAUAUCAACCUUUUGUCGUCAUACGUCCCGAAAAUGAAGCCAGCCAGAGUUUAUACAAAAAGUUGGGCUUCAGGAAGCUGUACCAAACCGUGCGAAUGACAUUCAUGCCGUCAACGUGGCAAGACGAAGAAACAAAGAUGAGCCAAGUUUUACGAGAGAACUUGGAGAACGCUGUUAGACAGCUGACCAUCGAGCAGAAGAUCGUGGACGCGUUCAGAAACGAGGAGACGAUCACCAUUACUGAUGAACCUGAGAAACGAUCCGAAGAGGACGAAAAUCCGUCGGAGGAGCAGAUUGAAGAAAGAAUAGAAAUGACCGAACUUCGAAACGAAGAAAAUACCGAAGAACAAUCUGCCGAUAAUGCUGAAGAAACGGCGAACGAUAGCAAUCAAGAUGACGGGGGUACGGACGCUGAGUACGCGGAAUAAUUAAGAACUUACAUGUUCGAUUAUUCGAUAAAAGGUCCAUGAUUUACGUCGACUUGUUCACUCGAGGAUACGCUCUUCCUUUCAAGAUUAACAGAAGAAGAUGGAGAUUGAUUGAUUCUAGAGAAAUUAGCAAAUGUUGCCAGCUGAAAAUUUCACUUUGUACUUACAAAAAGCUGACUUAAAAACGCACCAUAAAUAAGCCACGGUUUUUUAAAAAAUUUCUCAAAGCUUUUGCAAACAGACUGAAUCAAAGCGACAACAACUGAAAGUAUUAGUUGCGAUAGGUAUGAUUUUAGAUUAUUCGUUGAUGAUAUACCCUAAAAUGGUAGUUCUUUGUAAGGGAGAGCUCUCGAGCGACGCGAACGACACUAGAAAAGAAGAGAGAAGAAAUUAUUUUAAGAAAUUUAACAAAUUUUACGGCACCGCGUUCGUGCGAGGCUUCAAUUCGCGUACGAAAGUACGUAGAUACAAGAUCUACGUACGGGUUCCUCAUAUCAGACUGCUUGAAGUAUGUCGUGAAGAUCUCAGGAAACAGUUAGAUGUAUUCUUUGAAUCGCCAAGUUUAGAUUCUUUCAAAGUCUAUCUGUACCUGUUGUAUUUGGUGGAUUCGUUGUUUCCAAUGGUUAACAUUAAAUUUGUAAGGAUCGUGUAUCUACGUGAAAUAUAUAUUUGGAAAAUAACCUGAAAAAAUUAAUCUCUCGUUUGAUCGUGUUUUCAGACUGAUCGUUGUAACCGAUAAUACAUAUUUGUAUCCUUGAUGGAAUAGUACUUACGUGUUCUUAUCGGGCAUCGGGUAGCGUGCAAGUUCGAUGAUUGCUUGUUGAAUUAAAUAUUUGACGAGUAUAAAGUUGAGAGCGACUGACGAGCAAAAAAAAAAAACACAAAGAACCUAAUAUCCUUUAGCGACCAAAAACCAUGAUAGACUUUGAAUUACAAAGCCCACGUGUCUAAACGAUGAAUCCUACAAAUGAAAAAAAAAAAAAAUAGAAAAAAAGACGAAGAAACAGAGUGAUGAAUCGUAAAACGCGCGUCCGCUUAGAAAUUUACGCGCUGAAUCAAUCUGUGAUUAUAAUUUCCCUAUAUAAAGUAGCGUUUCGAACAAAAAUUCAGAAGCCUCGUGCGACCUCGACACGCUUUCCUUGAUACAAGUAGAAGCCAAUUACUGUGCCGGUGCGCUCGACCGUAGUAAAUUUCAAGCACAUUGAAUUACGGAGUAACAACUUUGGCUCGACAAGAUUGAAACAAGGUAUUGAAAGAAAUUUUGUUCGAAAAUUUAUCUACAAUAUAAGCUUCUAAAUGCACCGUGCAUGCGACACUAUGGCCCCAUUUACGAAACUGUAUUUAAUUAAUCCAUCUAACCUAGCAGCUCUGGUUUACGGCCUCGAGAAACUAUUGUAUUCUGAUGUUUGUUUAUUCGCGACAGAAUAAAUUCUAUCAAUACAAAAGUGGUCGAUGUAAAUCAUGAACGUAACGUGCCGGCACAGCGAUCGGUCUAGCGUGCGAGCCAAUGAUAAUAAUAAUAAUAAUAAAAAUAAAAAUAAUAAUAAUAAUAAUAAUAAUAAUAAAUAGUUAAUAGCGAUCAUACAAUUAAUAUUACUAUUAGUUACAGAAUAUACAUGAUGAUAUAAUAUGAAUAUACGCGCAAAAAAGGAAGCCCGAUCAGCCCGGACUCGCUUACUGAGAAAAUCCUUUUUCGAGAGUCUAGAUGGUCACUAUUUGUAUCAUUUUUUCUAUAUUUUACAAGUACGUUUUAUUAAACGAUAUUCGACGUAGCAAACACGUUUGUGAGAGA
This is a messenger RNA of Frieseomelitta varia, 2975 nucleotides long. RefSeq lists its product as uncharacterized. Gene Ontology annotation, molecular function: acyltransferase activity, transferring groups other than amino-acyl groups. The record is from RefSeq and is a predicted model, not a curated record. The coding region runs from base 2 to 1183 and encodes 393 amino acids. NCBI's taxonomy places the organism in Eukaryota, Metazoa, Arthropoda, Insecta, Hymenoptera, Apidae. The transcript has 4 exons.